AUGGCUGAGGAGGGGUUGAGGAGGACGAAGACACGACAUCGCAAACAUGGUGACACCGAAACAUCCAAACCACGCAAACGAUCCGAGGAUGACACGACCACGACGAAAUCUCCCGCCACCACCGACCGUCCUGCCGAUAUCCAUGCCCUUCGAGAGGCCAGGCUCGCAUAUAUAGCCAAAGAUCCCGCGGAGAGACGGAAAGACAUGAAGUACGAAUAUACGAAGCGUACAACGACGGUGGUGCAGGAGGACGACAAAAGGGGGAGGCGACCCAGGGUUGCGCGAGCCGUUUUAAAAGAUCCAGAUGUCCCUAAAACCGAGCGAAGGGCGACCAAAGGGACAGAGACAAGCCGCAGGCAGACACAUCAGGAUGGCGAUGACGAUGGCUACGUAUAUAACCGAUCAGAAAGAGCGCCCGCCAGAGAUGCAGCACAGAGGGACGCCCCUAAGCGGAAAACAACCAUCGGGGAUGCUAGUCCCAGGAAAUCGGAAGAGAGGCGGACGGCUCCAGAGCGACGGCACACUGUGCCCACGAGACGAAAGGUAGUUUACAAAUUUGACGAAGACUGGACGGACGAGCCCAAGCCACGGCUUCGUUGGGACUCAAGUGUGGUUGAGAAAUCGCAUCGCGUUGAGAUCAAGAGGAGUGCGACAACCACAAAGGCCAAGACCGAGGUGAGUACAGCGAAGGCGUCGGAAGUCACAACCGCAACGAAGAGAACGUCCACUCUGUUCGGCGGCAUCUUACCUCCCAAAGCCGCGCCGCCGAAGAAAGUGUCUUGUCUGACAUGCGGCGCCGACGACGUCCCAAUUGCUCGAGCCGCCCUCCUUCCCUGCAAACAUCGCAUGUGCAACUCCUGCCUCAAGCGUAUCUUCACCAUGUCCGUUACCGACCCAGCGCACAUGCCCCCACGAUGUUGUACAGACCAGCAUAUCGACCUCAAGCACGUCGAGAGGCUCUUCGACGAUAAGUUCAAAGUGUUGUGGAAUCGGAAGUUCCAGGAAUACAAGACCAAGAACAGGAUAUACUGCCCGGGUCGGAAAUGCGGCGCCUGGAUUAAACCACACUACAUCGCGAUCGAAAACGGCCGCAAGGUGGGGCGUUGCAAGCAGUGCAAGCUCAAGGUGUGCGCCAUUUGUUCACAGAAGAUGCACACGACGCGGGAAUGUCCCAAAGACCCAGAAACGAAGGCGUUUAUCGAGACUGCCAAGGAGAAAGGCUGGCAGAGGUGUUAUAGUUGUCACGCCAUGGUCGAGCUCAAAGAAGGCUGCAACCAUAUGACCUGUCGCUGUACAGCCGAGUUUUGCAUGGUCUGUGGGAUGAAGUGGAAGUCGUGCGAUUGCCCCUGGUUCAACUACGAAGCCGUCGAUGCGCAUCUGGGAGAUCCCGUACGGCAUCAGCAGGAGAUCGACAGGAGGAGAGAACAGAUCAACCGAGACGAAGAGCUCGCCCGCCGGAUGCAGCAACUCGGUGGUGGCGAUGCCGGCGGACCAUUCGGCCUCGGCAACGCAGCAGAUCAUCACAUGAAUCAGAAUUUCAUCCAGCAGGCAAGAGAAGCAUUCACCGCGAACUACGCUCAGGCGAAUCGAGCUGCCCGGGACUUGCUGAACGGGUUUGUAAUGGGCAGAGAGAACCAGCUACCUGGCAUGCCCUUGCAGAUGGACCAAAUGCUGGAAUUGCUCGGCCAGGGCCGCGUGCGAGAUCCCGCUGAGGGACCAGAGGAAGGCCGAAGACCACGACGAAGAGGUACCGGCAGGCGGAGGACAGCCGCCGCGGACACGCCGGAAGAUGGUACAGCCGGUAUGGACCGGGGCGAAGAGAGGCGCAUCCAGGAUUGGGCGAACGAUGUCGGUUGA
Messenger RNA from Cladophialophora carrionii CBS 160.54, 1857 nucleotides. RefSeq lists its product as uncharacterized. Lineage: Eukaryota; Fungi; Ascomycota; Eurotiomycetes; Chaetothyriales; Herpotrichiellaceae. The coding region runs from base 1 to 1857 and encodes 618 amino acids. Gene Ontology annotation, molecular function: ubiquitin conjugating enzyme binding; ubiquitin protein ligase activity; zinc ion binding. Gene Ontology annotation, biological process: ubiquitin-dependent protein catabolic process; protein polyubiquitination; positive regulation of proteasomal ubiquitin-dependent protein catabolic process. Gene Ontology annotation, cellular component: cytoplasm; ubiquitin ligase complex. The transcript has a single exon. The record is from RefSeq and is a predicted model, not a curated record.